Molecule: messenger RNA, 246 nt
Organism: Closterium sp. Naga37s-1
Lineage: Eukaryota; Viridiplantae; Streptophyta; Zygnematophyceae; Desmidiales; Closteriaceae
Source: the annotation of a GenBank genome assembly
AUGGGUGGAGGCAACGGACAGAAGGCCAAGAUGGCUCGCGAGAAGGCGCAGGCCAAGAUGUCAGCUAACCGAGGCAGCCAGCUUGAGGUGAACCAGAAGGCUAUGAACAUUCAGUGCAAGGUGUGCAUGCAAACGUUCAUCUGCACGACAAACGAGGCCAAUGAUCGCACUCCAAGGCAUGGCUAUUAUGCAGGGAACAGGCUCAGGCUCUUCAAAAGCAUACUUUCUGGUUACAGCCAACACUGA